AUCCAUCCAUCUAUGGCGAACUAUAGCCAUGCAGCUGACAACAUUUUGCAAAAUCUCUCUCCUUUAACGGCCUUUCUGAAACUGACUUCCCUGGGUUUCAUAAUAGGAGUCAGCGUGGUGGGUAACCUUCUGAUCUCCAUCUUGCUAGUCAAAGAUAAGACCUUGCAUAGAGCUCCUUACUACUUCCUGUUGGAUCUUUGCUGCUCAGAUAUUCUCAGAUCUGCCAUUUGUUUCCCAUUUGUAUUCACCUCUGUUAAAAAUGGCUCUACCUGGACCUAUGGGACUCUGACUUGCAAAGUGAUCGCCUUCCUGGGGGUUUUGUCCUGCUUCCACACUGCUUUCAUGCUGUUCUGCAUCAGCGUCACCAGGUACCUAGCGAUAGCUCACCACCGCUUCUAUACAAAAAGGCUGACCUUUUGGACUUGUCUGGCUGUCAUCUGUAUGGUGUGGACCCUGUCGGUAGCGAUGGCUUUCCCCCCAGUCCUAGAUGUGGGCACCUAUUCAUUCAUUAGGGAGGAGGACCAAUGCACCUUUCAACAUCGUUCCUUCAGGGCCAAUGAUUCCUUGGGAUUUAUGCUGCUUCUUGCCCUCAUCCUCCUAGCCACACAGCUUGUCUACCUCAAGCUGAUAUUUUUUGUCCACGAUCGAAGGAAAAUGAAGCCAGUCCAGUUUGUAGCAGCGGUCAGCCAGAACUGGACUUUUCACGGCCCAGGAGCCAGCGGUCAAGCGGCCGCUAAUUGGCUGGCGGGAUUUGGAAGGGGCCCCACGCCACCCACCCUGUUGGGCAUUAGGCAGAAUGCAAAUACCACAGGCCGAAGAAGGCUGCUGGUCUUAGACGAGUUCAAAAUGGAAAAGAGAAUCAGCAGAAUGUUCUACAUCAUGACUUUCCUCUUCCUGGCCUUGUGGGGCCCCUACCUGGUGGCCUGUUACUGGAGAGUUUUUGCAAGAGGGCCUGUAGUUCCAGGGGGAUUUCUAACAGCCGCUGUCUGGAUGAGUUUUGCCCAAGCAGGAAUCAAUCCUUUUGUCUGCAUUUUCUCCAACAGGGAGCUGAGGCGCUGUUUCAGCACAACCCUUCUUUACUGCAGAAAAUCCAGGUUACCAAGGGAACCUUACUGUGUUAUAUGA
Molecule: messenger RNA, 1125 nt
Organism: Gracilinanus agilis (Agile Gracile Mouse Opossum)
Lineage: Eukaryota; Metazoa; Chordata; Mammalia; Didelphimorphia; Didelphidae
Gene: GPR85
Product: G protein-coupled receptor 85
Exons: 1
Coding region: 13-1125 (370 amino acids)
Biological process (GO): G protein-coupled receptor signaling pathway
Cellular component (GO): plasma membrane
Molecular function (GO): G protein-coupled receptor activity
Source: RefSeq, a predicted model, not a curated record